AUGUCAGUGAAAAUAGGAUUGGCGAAAUGUUUAAGUGAUAAUAUAGCACAAAAACUGAGUAGUAACAAGCAAAAUCUAAGACAGGAAGUGAGGCAUACAAGAGAAGCUUUGAAACUCAUUAAUAAUUACCCUAAUAAAUUAGUCAGAAAGUAUGUAGGGAAAUGUAAAACUAAAAUAAAUAAUGAUAGUAGUAAUAGUGAUAGUAAUAAUAAUAAUAUUAAUGACGGCACCAACAAUAAGGAAUCUAAAUCAUCAGUAGUAAUUCCAUAG
Molecule: messenger RNA, 270 nt
Organism: Trichobilharzia regenti
Lineage: Eukaryota; Metazoa; Platyhelminthes; Trematoda; Strigeidida; Schistosomatidae
Source: the annotation of a GenBank genome assembly